Camellia sinensis is the source of this 2781-nucleotide messenger RNA. RefSeq names its product cyclin-dependent kinase F-4. The record is from RefSeq and is a predicted model, not a curated record. Gene Ontology annotation, biological process: protein phosphorylation. Lineage: Eukaryota; Viridiplantae; Streptophyta; Magnoliopsida; Ericales; Theaceae. Gene Ontology annotation, molecular function: protein kinase activity; ATP binding.
AAGGAGAAUAGCUGGGUUUGUCAUUCAAUUUGAGAGUCACAUCACAUCUCGUAGAGAGGCAGAGGGCUUUCUAGAGAGAGAAAGUGAGAGGAGAGAGAGGAAGAAAGAGCGCGGAGCUCUGGAGUCGACCUUUGCCCGUCCGUGGCGACUUUAGGUUAUGCCGUUUUCACCACAGGUUGCAUCGGACUUCGAUUUCAACGACUUAAUUUCCUUUAUUAAGUCAUGGAGAAUGUGUGCUUUCGGUCAUAUUGCUACUACUUUCGGGUUUUCCCAUUCCAGCAAGUGCAUCACUGGCGGUGUUUUAUCCUUGGAGAUUUCCUUCUUGUUUCCUUUGUCAACUGCACUUAGUGAACAGUUUCUAUUGAAUGAACAAUACUGGAGGCCUAAUGCAAAAUUUUUCUGAGAUAGGUGUUGGAUCUUUAGUGCACAUCUAUGAUGCAUCGUUGAUACAACAUCAAUUGUGAUCCUUGGAAACUGUCUUUUGGGGGUUGAAGUCUGCAAACACUGAAUGAUAUUUUCUUAAGUAGUUUGUAUUAGAUAAGUCGGUUGCACUGAAUUCGUGCAGAGUUUCUAGUUCUUAUCUAUAUUUUUUUCUUCUCUCCUGAUGACUGCUGGUUAGAGUGCCUGACAUAAACAGUAACUGAAGAUUCUGAAAGAGAUUUUACGUCCUAUAGCUGAGGUAGCUGUCAUCAAGUUUGCGAUAGUGUGGGGCAACUGUCCCGAGUGAAUAAACCAAUCUUUUUGCUAAAACAAUAUUCUGGCUUGAUCAGUGUUUGGAUUGGUGUCAAGAUGUAUUGCGGAACUCGACCUGUCCUUCUAUAUAUGCCUUACUGUUAUCUCGGGGCCUUUGUUCUGGUAUAUUUUAUGAAUAAGGCUGUGAAGCCCAUCCAUCAGAAACGUACUGGUUCUGUGCUCAUGCACUGUGCAGUAGAAAAUUAAUGGUGGAGUCAGCUAGAUCAGCCGGGCAGUUGGUUUACAUUUUGUAGUUUUUUUCCCCUUUCUUUAAGUCAUCUAUUGAAGAUAAACGUCAUAGAUCCCCUAUACGGGGCAUUCUUUUCUUGAAUAAAUAAAACAUCUGGAGCUGUUGAAUCACAAGAAUGGAGAGGUACAAGAUAAUCAAAGAAGUUGGAGAUGGAACAUUUGGGACCGUCUGGCGAGCUAUAAAUAAGCAGACUGGUGAAGUUGUUGCGAUUAAAAAAAUGAAGAGAAAAUAUUAUUCUUGGGAGGAAUGCAUAAAUUUGAGAGAAGUUAAGUCAUUGCGGAAAAUGAGCCAUCCUAAUAUUGUAAAGCUGAAGGAAGUCAUUAGAGAACAUGAUAUUUUGUAUUUUGUGUUUGAGUACAUGGAUUUCAACCUAUAUCAACUUAUGAAAGACAGGGCAAAGCUUUUCUCAGAAGCUGAAGUAAAAAAUUGGUGCUUCCAAGUGUUUCAGGGACUUGCAUACAUGCACCAGCGAGGAUAUUUUCAUCGUGACCUUAAGCCAGAGAACUUGUUGGUUUCAAAGGAUGUAAUAAAAAUUGCUGAUUUUGGUCUUGCUCGUGAGAUCAGUUCCCAACCACCGUAUACAGAAUAUGUUUCAACACGCUGGUAUCGGGCCCCUGAAGUUCUGCUUCAGUCUCCAAUGUAUAAUUCUGCAGUUGAUAUGUGGGCAAUGGGUGCGAUCAUGGCUGAACUUUUUUCUCUCUGUCCCCUUUUUCCGGGCUCAAGUGAAGCAGAUGAGAUCUACAAAAUAUGCAGCGUAAUAGGCACUCCAACUGAGAGUGAGUGGGCUGAGGGUCUGAAGCUUGCAAGUGCUAUUAACAACCAGUUUCCACAGCUCAGUGGUGUCCACCUUUCUGUACGGAUACCAUCUGCAAGUGAGGAUGCAAUCAAUCUUAUUACAUUGCUUUGUUCAUGGAAUCCUUGCAAGAGGCCAACAGCCUUGGAGGCCCUACAGCAUCCAUUCUUCCAGAGUUGCUUUUAUAUACCGCCAUCUCUUCGCUCCAAAACUGCUGUUACAAGAACACCUCCAUCUGCUGGAACAAGGGGUGUGCUAGAGCAUAAAUCUGUGAAGAGGCAUUCUGGGACUCUCUCUAAUUCAAAGUCAGCUAACAACUUUCCUCCUGCCAAAUCGCAUGUGUCUCUAACGACAGGUGUGCAACGUAAAUUGGAAAUGAAUAAUCAGGAUGCAAUUAAGAAUGAUAAAUUUUCGAAGAUCGCUGCCAAAGAACCACCACCACGAUACCGACCACCUGCAAGGAACAGUCCUACUUCCAUCUACAAUGGCAAGACAGCACGAGGAGUUUCUGAGACAGCGGAGAAGCUGGCAAAUAUGAACAUUGGUUCUGGAAGAUUGCCGCCGCCUGCAAGGCAGUCCUUUCCAGGACCCAUGAAGGCUGGGGGAUGGCAUGGCCAAUCUGACUUGCCUGUUGGAGGCCGAUCUCAAGAUAUGCAGCCUGGAAGAGCAUUCACCAGGAAAGUUGUGGGAUGAAUGAAUGAAGAUAAUCGUAAAUAUGGGUAAUGGGUUUACUGCAUAUGCAUAUAUAUAAAUAUUGUCCUUAUGUGACAUUUGGAAGUUAGAUAUGUUGUGUGGUGUGGGUAAUGAGAGAGAUGCGUUAUGUAAAAUAUUGUCGUAUGAGAAAUGGGUUGUUAUGACGACUUAUCACUUUGUCAUAAAAAAGAUUGCAGCAUGGUCUGGAUGUUUUGCUGCUAUCUUUCGGGUGCGUCUGAUGGUGACUUGACAUAACACUAUUUGCUUAAAUAUUUGAAAUUUCUAUAAAUUCAGUUUGGUUUCCAUUAGAGUA